AUGAUUGCUAAAGGAGCAAACUAUGCUGACAGAUGCACUCCAUAUUUAUUUGACGUCAAAAGAGAAGGAAGAGGGACGGUAUUUUCAAACGGAGACUUUUGGGCCGAUCAUCGUCGAUUUACUAUCAGAACCCUGAGAAAUUUUGGUCUAGGCAGCAAUGUUUUGGAAGACAGAAUUUUGGACGAAUUUCGUUAUCAUUUCGGCAAGCUUGAAAAGAGCAUGGUUGAUGGAAGAACUGUUAUUGAUGCCGCUAGCUUCUUUGACAUCCUGGUGGGAAGCGUCAUCAACCGUAUGAUUUUUUCGGAACGUUUCACAGAGAAAAAUGCAGAAGAAUACUUUCAAUUGAAGCAUGAGCUUGACGAUACUUUUAUGAAAUCUACAGCAUUUGACAUAGUCAUGGGUAAAUGGUCUCGGAAUGUCCCAUUUCUGGAGGCCUGGUGGCAAAGAAUGAUAUCGCCACAAGAAGAGCUGGUUAAAUUUAUCAGCAAAAGAGUAGACCAGAGAAAAGAAGAUAUUAUUGCUGGAAAACAUAUUUUGGAUGGGAACGAGGCUUGGUGGCAAAGAAUGAUAUCGCCACAAGAGAAGCUUCUUGGCUUUAUCAGCAAGAGAGUAGAUCAAAGAAAAGAAGAUAUUAUUGCUGGUAAACAUAUUUUGGAUGGAAACGGUGAAGAUUUUGUUGACGCCUACAUCUCAAAAAUGGAAGUGGAUCGUAAAGCAGGGAUGGAUACAAGUCGAGCGUACAAAGAUGAGGAUCUCCUUUACGAUAUUUUCGACCUCUGGAUAGCCGGACAUGAGACCACAAGCAUAACAAUGAUUUGGGGAUUUAUGCAUCUUAUCAAAAACCCCGAGGUAUUUCUUGAUUGCUAGAA
Messenger RNA from Cylicostephanus goldi, 869 nucleotides. Lineage: Eukaryota; Metazoa; Nematoda; Chromadorea; Rhabditida; Strongylidae. The record is from the annotation of a GenBank genome assembly.